This is a messenger RNA of Acanthaster planci (crown-of-thorns starfish), 3492 nucleotides long. RefSeq names its product neuronal acetylcholine receptor subunit alpha-10-like. Gene Ontology annotation, biological process: monoatomic ion transmembrane transport. The record is from RefSeq and is a predicted model, not a curated record. Gene Ontology annotation, cellular component: postsynaptic membrane. Gene Ontology annotation, molecular function: acetylcholine-gated monoatomic cation-selective channel activity; transmembrane signaling receptor activity. NCBI's taxonomy places the organism in Eukaryota, Metazoa, Echinodermata, Asteroidea, Valvatida, Acanthasteridae.
CAGCGCAAAUGAACCUUAGGUAAGCUGCCUUUAGCACGCUAAUGAGAACCUCUCAGUUUAGCAUCACUCCAAGAACUUUAAAGUAAGAUGAGAGUUCCUUGUGUCUUUACACGGUAUCUAGUACUUAGUUCACGGUAUUGGAGCGCCAAUACCAAGAUCUGAUAUCUUCAUGCUUUCAGCUUCAAACCAAGUGGAGUAGGCCUCAAUGAAGGGAUGUUUAGAAAGUGGAUUACAUCUUUCCAUCCUACUGAAUAAUGUAAAAAGCGUCUCGUCGGACAAAUUGUGGAGAGUGGUGAGCUUCAAUUUGAUUAUCAGACGGUCUUAGGUGUGUAAAACGAAUUACAGCCUUCGGGUUGAUCGAAAUGGAGAGGCUGAUGAUGAAAGUUGCUUCCGUGAUCUCCGCCUUUAUCUUCCUGCAAGUUACAGUGUGCGAAGGAGCUACAGGAUCGGUUUACAGCAAGAAACUAUUCAAAAAAUUGUUUGAAGACGAGGGAUAUAAUCACAAUGUUCGGCCAGUUCUCAGCGUGAACACAGUUACUGAGGUCAGAAUGCUUCUGUACGUAGCUCAGGUUCUGGACAUGGAUGAGAGACAGCAGACACUGACAACGAACAUGUGGGUCACUUAUGUGUGGAAAGAUGAGUUUAUACAUUGGGACCCAGAAGAAUGGGGAAAUGUUACCAAACUCAAAGUUGAUUCGGAGCUACUUUGGAUGCCAGACAUAACGCUGUACAACUGCGCUGCAGAUAACUACAUUCCCUACCUAACCAAGAAGAUUUGCAUCAUUUACAAUGACGGUAACAUCAAUUGGGCCUCUCCAGUCAUAAUGAAGUCGCACUGUAAUAUCGAUGUCACACAUUUCCCCUUCGAUAAACAAAGUUGUGAGCUCAAGUUUGGCCCUUGGCAGUAUGAUGGUACAGAGGUCAACUUAACUGGCACAGGUGAUACCUCAGUCUUCAUCAGCGAUGGAGAAUGGGACAUGAAGGGGUUAGACGUGAGACAAGACGUCAACUUUUACCCUGAUGCACCCGGUAUUCCAUACACUGACGUGGUGUAUACCAUGCAUUUCAAGCGUCGGUCGCUAUACUACGUCUUCAAUCUGGUUAUGCCAUGCGUUCUCGUUGCUGGAAUUACUAUCCUGGGAUUUGUCCUGCCAGCUGACUCAGGGGAGAAGGUCAGCCUGGGUAUCACUGUGCUGCUGUCUUUGACCGUGUUUCUCCUUCUGAUAGCUGAGUCUAUGCCUCCUUCAAGUCACGUGCCGGUUAUUGGUCAGUACUAUGCGGCAACUAUGCUCCUAGUGUCCAUCUCUAUUAUGUUGACAGUCAUUGUCUUGAAUCUUCAUCAUCGUGGACCAACUUGCCGACCCGUUCCAAGGUGGAUGAGGCGGAUCUUCCUCAAUAAGCUAGCUCCCAUAUUGCGGCUGCAUCCGAGACCAAGCCAGAGGAACAAAGCAGUGAGCAAAGAUCAUAAGAUUUUCAUGCGUAUGCAGGAGAGCGAGACAUCAAUAAUGGACUUGACGACCCCACUGCAUCAGAAUCACCAGACGCCGGGAGAUGAGUCGCCAAUACGGGCCAUGCACAACACCACUCGAAACUUGCACAGAGACGGUCCCGAGAGGGCGUGCUGCCGUCAGCAGAUAGACAUUCUGCGACGGAUGAUGGAUCACAUGCGCGUGGUACGAGAGCACUAUGAUAGCUUGGAUCAUUCUGAUUUCAUCCGAGGAGAAUGGAAGCAGGUGGCACAGGUUGUCGACCGUUUGUUCAUGAUCUUCUAUAUACUCGGAACUAUAUCCACUUUACUCAUUAUCUUUAUUCAACUCAGCUGAAGCGUCACCGAUCGUGUUCGGCCAAGUCUAAUCCUCAUCGGCAAAUAAGCUCUUCGAAUUUUACAGUUAAAGAGGGCUUUAAUUUUCACUCGUACUCUGCCAAUAAGGUGCUGGAGCCAGGCGUUUUUUCAACACACAAAGUAAAUAGGCAUUUGCCCGACCUUUGUCAAGGGUUUUCUCGCGAAGUCAGAUGAAAUUUUCUUAAUUGCGACGUGUACCAGCGUGUGGGGCGCUUGUGUUAUGAGAAGCCAGUCUCGUAACUUGCGUUCAUAUUUUGACUUUUUGCGAUAAAAUUCAUGAAGCUGGUGGGCAUACGCGCGCCCUUCAAAUUACAAUUUCUUUUCAAAAUGCCUGGCUGGUAUAUUGCUCCUCAAGUGACGUCAUGCAGUUAAAGUCGGUGAAUGUUUGGGCAAGUUCGAGUGACGACUAUAUAGUUAACUCCGCCCCAACGAUGGAUGGUUUGAACCAAAGAUCGUAUAGCGCCGAAGGCGCAAGAUGGAUAACUCUGCCCGAAAGAUGUAAUUACCAUGGACACCUUUGAGCAAGCGAUACGCCUGCGCAGUUUAGGGUCAUGCUUGGCCGGGUGCGGGCUCACCAGGUGCACGUGCCUGCCGCGGCGCCUGCGCCUGUGCAUUAAUGUGCACUGCGCAGGCGUAUCGCUUGCUCAAAUGGCGCCUAUGCGAUUACAACGUUUUACGUAUAUUUAGGGUGAAAUUCGUCAUCUUGCGCCGCUUUGCGGGGUUAUUUGAUCUUUGGUUUGAACUAGGUAUCUAGUCGACCAUUUUAGGACCAAGCCCAAGGGGUAUGGUCACGCCGCUGGUUAUCAGUAGCAUUUAUCAUAAUAACUGUGCGAGAUUUCAAAUGAUGACCAUGUACGCCGCGAGAAUCGCAGCCAAGGGUGAAAUGUAAGUAACAAUGAGCUUUUUUAAAAUUUGACCGACUAGGGUCGUUCGAGUGUAACAGAAUUAUGCUUGCGCAUAUUAAAAAGCAUUUGACUACUGGUUGAACUAUAACUUGCCGCAAGUUCAUUUGCGCAAGCUCACUUCCGCUCUGCCAACAAACUUUGACGCUUCUGUACGGUGAUUUCGAUUAUAUUGCAUGUAUUGUUGGUUUUCGUAAAGGCUCUGUCAUGGUCAUACUUAUAACUUGAAAGUACAUGGAUGUCACAAUAAAACAAUAAACUGAAGAAGACAAAGAAAUGCUAGAACACAUAUACAUGCGUUGGGUCAUGAUAUACACUAUAAUGUGUUUUAUCACAUAAUGUAAGGAUUCACACUUUGUGAUAAGCAAUGUUAGUAGAUAGGGUUGACUAGUGCUAAUGAUACAAUCACAUGUGUAAUGUCAUUAUUUGAAGUGAUAUGUUGACACCUUGUGUAGGCAGAAUUAAUGGUAAUGCUUUUUGUUUGGUAGUUUUCAGACGGUGAGGGGAAGAAGGAAAUUCCAAGUAAUUGUUUGUUUGUUUUAGUUUGUAGAAGUUGAAAACAGUUGCUUUGAAAUGGUCACCAACUGAAUUUUGAUAACAGAAUUAAAUAUUUUAAAAUUAAAAGUAAAUUAACAUGUAUCAGUUUCCCUCGGUAUUUUAAAACAAUUUUAGUUUUCUUGCCUGUUGAGCAACAAAUCGGAUGAUAUGAGUCUAAUAAAGAUCGUAUACGGAUUGUAUCAAAGUCCA